AUAGCGUGUGGAUCUCAACUAUUUGCGCUAAUUCCAAAAAUUUUCACAGCAAAAAAAUUGUAAACAUUCGAGAAAUUACUCAAAUUCAACAAUUAAUAAAAGUUUUUAAUGUAAAACAAAAAUUAUUUAAAUCAACAAAUGUUCUAAACUUUUUUUUAACAACUUUGUAGCAAUGGUGAAUGUUAUGAAAGGUGUUUUUGUUGAAUGUGAUCCGGCUAUGAAACAAUUUCUUUUGCAUCUCGACGAAACGCUCGCAUUGGGACGCAAAUUCAUCAUACAAGAUUUGGAUGAGAAUCAUUUGUUUAUUUCUACAGACAUCGUGGAAACAUUGCAAGCACGUGUAGAUGAUUUAAUGGAUCGCAUUAGUUUUCCGCUGCAUGAAAAAGAACCUUAAAUUUAUAAUAAGCUACUGUAUAUUUAAUACAAGUCGUUCACUUAAGUCAACCAACAUUACAAAACAACAACAGCAAUGACUGGACGCGAGUCUAAUCGUAUAAAGGAUGCGGAGAAGAAACGUGUGCUUGAUGAAGCUGCACGACAACGACGCGCACGCAAGGCGCUUGAAGCGCUCGAACAAGAUAAUUUCCAUGAAGAUCCACAUGCCGAUUUGGUGAUGUCUAAGAAAUUGCCGAAAUUUCAAGAUGGUACUAAGAACACUAAAGAAAAGAAAAGCAAACGGAAAGGUGCCGAGUACUAUAGAGCGAAGUAUCGUAAAAAUUUU
This is a messenger RNA of Zeugodacus cucurbitae (melon fly), 721 nucleotides long. It is a transcript of the gene Tfb5, whose product is annotated as general transcription factor IIH subunit 5. Bases 173 to 394 code for a protein of 73 amino acids. The record is from RefSeq and is a predicted model, not a curated record. Lineage: Eukaryota; Metazoa; Arthropoda; Insecta; Diptera; Tephritidae. Gene Ontology annotation, biological process: transcription by RNA polymerase II; nucleotide-excision repair, preincision complex assembly; nucleotide-excision repair. The transcript has a single exon. Gene Ontology annotation, cellular component: transcription factor TFIIH core complex; transcription factor TFIIH holo complex.